AUAUUGUGCGGCGAGGUUGCCGCGACCAACAAUUCCGCAGACGAUGGUUGCAGAGAAGCAGUCUUAUACCUUCGGUUUUUACUGCGUGUUCAGGUCAAAAGUCUGAAAGUUUAGGACUUUUCAAGACAGAUGAAAGUUUGACAUAAGAGUCUGGAAGUCACGAGAUUUGUGACGGUUGUUUCUGUCUCAGAAGAAAAAAAAUAAUAAUCUGAGAAGAUUUAUUACCAGACCAGCAACGUCUCCCUUCACGAUGAAGAUCAACAAGAAGCUGCUGCCAAUCAAAGUUCACUAUUUCCUCCGAUAUGCAGGUACGGCAACUUUGGUGAAGCUUUUCCCGCUGAUAGUACGGAGCAAGGGACUCUCGCCGCAGACAGUGGGAGUUCUGUGGACCGUCAUGCCCAUGGUGGGCCUCAUCGUUAACAGCAUCUGUGGCAUGCUGGCUGAUUACUUUAAGGCCUAUCGCACCAUCUUCCUGGCUAGUAUAACCAGCCUGACAGUGGGUCUUGUAGCCAUGUAUUGGAUACCAGAGCUUCCAAUCGCUGCUCAAGCCUCAGAGGAAGCUUUUAACCUCACCUUGGUGGGAAAUGCAACGCUCUCUUCCAGCACCUUCCUCGCCAACAGCAGCACGUUGGCCCUGAAGGUGGCGGGCGUGGACCCAGAGAUGACGGUUGGAGAGGGUCAGGUGACACCCCUCGCCCUAUCGCCCGGUGAGGGUACAUCGGGGAUUCCGGAAGAGAGCGAGGGUGUGGCCUCCCUCCUAUGCUACCCGCAGUUCUGGCUCAUCGUCUUCAUCCUCCUCCUAGAACAGAUUGGCCUCUAUACUUGUAUCGUGAUGACAGAUUCUGUCUGCUUCCAGAUCCUAGGUUCUGAGCGGCAUCUGUAUGGACGGCAGCGGCUGUGGGGCACAAUCGGUAUGGGCGUGAUGGCCAUCGUCUCAGGCGCGCUUGUUGACAUCUACUCCCAGGGUCUGCCACAGAAGGAUUACCUGCCCGCCAUCAUCUCCUGCAUCGUUUUCAUGUCGGCAGACAUUCUGGUGGUGGCAAGGAUGAAGAUCCCUUACUCCAGUGACGAGAAAUUAAAGAUGGGAAAAGUUGGCAACAGUCUUGUGCAUCCCGAAGUCCUUCUCUUCCUAAUGACCGUGUACAUGAUGGGCGCGUCGCUUGGCAUCGUGUGGAUAUUCAAACUGAUGUUGGUGGAGGACGUCGCCCUGGCAUGGAACUCCGACUUUCCUGCGCUCAAACUCCUUCAGGGAUUAGUUUUAGGCAUCGAAAGCUUCGGUGCAGAGAUGCCUUUCUUUUUCCUUUCAGGGAUGACAAUCAAGUGGCUGGGAUACACCGGUGUGCUUAUCACGUCAGUACUCAGCACAGGGCUGAAGUGCUCCCUCUACUACACAGUCAGCAAUCCCUGGUACUUCCUCCCCAUAGAGCUCCUUAAUGGCCUCAGUUACAGCCUCUUCCAUUCCGUUAUGGGUGCCUACGCCAGCCACAUUGCGCCGGCAGGAGCCCAAGCUACCGUUCAGAGCCUCGUUAGGGCCGCCUUCUCUAUAGGCGUGUCCACGGCUGGAUUCCUGGGCGGCCUGCUCUACAACACCCAGGGCGGAUCCAUCACCUUCCUGAAAGUGGGUGUGUUCGAUCUGAUCUACGCGUUUGUCUUCGCUCUUCUUCACUUCCUGAUCAACAAAUACUGCACAGGUGAGGCGAGCUGUGUGGCGCUGCAGGACGGUGCUAAGCAGAAUGAUCCCCGCCAACGAGGCGUCGAUGGUGGUGGUGUUCCCAGAGAAGAAAUCCCUCUAAACCGCGGGGAGCAUGAGCAGGAUUCAUGAGGGCACAAAGAAUGAGUGUGUAAGGUUUAUAGUUUAGAGUUUUCUGCUCGCUGUGAGCGGCGGGAGAAACAUUUAGAAGCAAGUCUUCUGACCUGCAUCUGUUAGUAAUUCAGUUCUACAGAGUUAGUGGAAGAAGCUGUAGUGUACGAACACGUUAGCUGCUCUCUUCAGUGACCACGCCAGAUUCCUAAAGGAACUGACUUGGUACUGGAUCUGAUAUAAUGGAAUCGAGAGACACCACGGCUGCGCAGCGUCAGGGAAAUAAGUGUCCUUGUAGAAGAGAGACUCGUGAAACUGGAAAGAAGUAAACGUUCCGAUUAUUCCUCGAGACGAUGCCGGUGUGCGUUCUCGUUAGUUCCAUUACGUUAUGUAGCAGUUAUGUCUUUCAUGAAGUAUAACUCAUUCUCUUUACCAUCUUAUAGUAUCGUAUCACAAAAUGCAAGUUUCAAUAACACAUUUCACUGAAUAAACAUUUCUAUGUGUAUGUAGAAAGUGUUCAGCCAUAAAAUAAAAAUGUUUAAACAUGUUA
Scylla paramamosain (green mud crab) is the source of this 2351-nucleotide messenger RNA. RefSeq names its product major facilitator superfamily domain-containing protein 6-like. Bases 251 to 1822 code for a protein of 523 amino acids. Gene Ontology annotation, cellular component: membrane. The transcript has 7 exons. The record is from RefSeq and is a predicted model, not a curated record. NCBI's taxonomy places the organism in Eukaryota, Metazoa, Arthropoda, Malacostraca, Decapoda, Portunidae.